This is a messenger RNA of Diaporthe citri, 2709 nucleotides long. RefSeq lists its product as uncharacterized. Lineage: Eukaryota; Fungi; Ascomycota; Sordariomycetes; Diaporthales; Diaporthaceae. Gene Ontology annotation, cellular component: nuclear pore. The record is from RefSeq and is a predicted model, not a curated record. The coding region runs from base 1 to 2709 and encodes 902 amino acids. Gene Ontology annotation, molecular function: structural constituent of nuclear pore; protein binding. The transcript has 2 exons. Gene Ontology annotation, biological process: protein import into nucleus; mRNA export from nucleus; ribosomal small subunit export from nucleus.
AUGUCAAACAUCAAGGUCAAAUCGUACACCCCGAGCUGGCUGAGCAAGCCAGCUCCAGGGCACACUCUGUUCAAGGCUACCUCAGAAGACCUCGAUGCAUCCGUUUUCUCCCCCUACUCGUCCAACAAGAGGGCGAGACCUGGUCCGCGACGAACCAUCGCACGCCGUGGUACCGAGGUCUUUGUGGCAGUCAACCGAGAGAUACGAUGGGGCGACUUGGUGUACCUGAAGGAGUCCUGGGCGGAGAUGGGAGCCAGUACUCGCAUUAAGAGGGAGGAUUCAAACGGCUCUUUCUCUAUCUACGAUGAGGCACGAAACGACACCGAAGGCUCAGACGGCAGACCUGCUGAGGGCUACAGGAUUAUCAAGACUCCUGUGGCCGAUGAGAUCAGACAAAUCGUCGUCUCGCCCAACUCGAACUACCUGGCAGUUUUGACAGCCCACACCGUACAUAUCUGCGUUCUUCCCGACUCCUCACAUCUCACCGCGCCGGACAGCACCCCUCUGAAACCGAAGUUCUUCACGCUGGGACCAACGACUCACGUCACAUCAAAACCCGCGGUUAUGUCCGCGAUAUGGCAUCCUCUGGGUGUCAAAGGCACGUCACUUGUCACAGUCACGGAGGAUGCUGUCGUUCGAGUCUGGGAAGUCUCCCCCGCCGAUCGGUGGUCAUUUGACGCUCCAACGCUGUCCGUCGAUCUGAAGAAAUUGGCCAAUGGCGUCACUCUGGAUCAGGACUUCACAGCAUCCACGACGGCGACAAAUACCUCCUUCUCUCCCGACAUGUUCGACAUGGAGGUGGCGGCUGCAUCUUUCGCUGCCAGGGGCUCUGGGCUUUGGUCUUCAAUGACUCUGUACAUCGCCAUGAGGGGAGGCGACGUCUACGCGUUAUGCCCACUUCUUCCAGAGCUCUGGGCCCCGCCUCCUACUCUUGUUCCUUCCCUGUCCGUCUCGAUCGUGGCCAAGCUGGCAGCCAUCCAGGACGACCCCGAGGUGUCUCCACAGGACAAGCUACUUGCACAGCAGCAACUCGAGUGGAUGUCUGAUCUAGAUAACCAGGAGCCCAAGAUUCUUCAGGAAUCCCUUGGAGAACCACCAAUCGAGGUGUACCGACGCCCAACACACCCAGGAUUGAUACCCAGGCUCCAAGGACCUUUCAGUUUUGACAUGGACCCAAACGAAGACGAACAGGAUGACCUUGAUAUGGAGCUCUCCGAUAUCUACGUCAUUGGCCAGAAAAUGGAGACCGACGAUCUAAUGCUGGGAGAGGAUGAGGUCUUGGAACUUGACGAAAAUGAACAGGAGGGCCUGUCAUUGACGGUGAUUUGUCUUCUAUCUACAAGUGGACAAGUCAGAAUCUGUCUGGAUCUGAAUGGUGUCGAGGCAAAGUGGCUGCCACCCCGUGUCAAAUCGAAAGCCAGCGUGCUCACUGACGUCGACGGCUUGCCCUCGCUGCUGACAUACGAGACGCUGGACGUCCUUGCGUUGUCUGAGGUGACGCCUGAGUGCUGGCCCGUCUUCAGCGACGAUGCGACUUCUCGGUACUCCUUUUUCAUCACGCACAACUCCGGUAUUACUAAUGUGUCUUUGUCUCCGUGGGUGUUCCGGCUCGAAAGCGAGUUGAACGCGGAGUCAGAGGCUGGGUCGGAUUUCAGAAUCGGCUUGAUUGCAAGCGGAAAAUCGGCCUUCGCAAGAAUCUACGUCGAGCGGCCGCCCGGCAACUCCCUGGCUGCUUGUGUCGCCAUCCGCGACCCCGACCUUGGCUAUUUCGUUCUUUCAGCCACGCCCUCUGAUCCGCUAGCCCUACAACUCGAAACGCCUGGAGAUGAACUCCCACCGAUCAAAUCGUCAUCUUCCCCUACGCCGUUCUACGAGCCCACGCCAGAGCAGAAAGUCCCAAUGGAGAUGUUCACACCACGACCUGCCUACCAGCCCUCUGCAGUCUUUGACCAAUCAUCAAACUUGCAUAAGAUGCAGCAACUGCUGAUGACAAGCAGGCAUGUCGCCCUGAUGCAGCAGCAAAUCCGCCUGUCGCCAGCUACGCUCAAGGUGUUCUCCAACGCGCAUCAAAUCAUCAGCACGGAGUCUGGGCGUCUUAAUGAGGCAGUCUCAGAGCUGUUCCGCAGAUGCGAUGCUUUGCGGACGGAGCUGAAGGACCAGAUUGUCAAGGCCAAUGAGCUAAAGAGUAGGAUCGACAGGGUCACGGGCGGAGACGAGGGAACAGAGUCGGACGAUACACGCCUCACUCGGGCUGUGUUUGCGCGACGAAAGAAACAGGAAGAGCUGAUGCAGAGGUUCGAGAACCUGAGGAGGAAGAUCCAGCAGAAGACGCCCCGCGAACUCAGUGACAAGGAAAAGGCGUGGGUAGAGGAGGUCAAGACAGUCGAGCAGAGUCUGUCGGAGUCUGGCGAAAGCGACAUGGGGGCAAUAGUGGUUGCCGGUGCGCCCAAGUCACAACGACCAGUGGAUCGUAUCCAGGAGAUCAGGAGCCUCAAGGACGAGCUGGCAGGGCAGGUGGCAGGCUUGGAGGGCAAGGAGAGGGCAGGUGAUGGUAAUUCGGAGAGUAGCCCAGCGUCUUCUGUAGUGAGCCUCAGGAUACCCUCUGAGCUCAGGAAGGCCAAGGUAUCCCAGGUCAGAAGUCUCUUGGACAGGGAGACUGCUCUUGUAGAUGCCCUACAAGAUAGGUUGGAGAGGUUGACGGUUGGGUGA